Messenger RNA from Drosophila subpulchrella, 899 nucleotides. RefSeq lists its product as uncharacterized. The record is from RefSeq and is a predicted model, not a curated record. The transcript has 3 exons. Lineage: Eukaryota; Metazoa; Arthropoda; Insecta; Diptera; Drosophilidae. The coding region runs from base 1 to 867 and encodes 288 amino acids.
AUGAGCAUUAACAUUCCCAUGAUGCACCAGAUUGAUUUUACAAUAAAUAUAUUCCCAAGCAAACACACACCUUAUUGUAUUUUACAGUUGAAAAUGGCUGAUUGCCGGGCACCGGGGAUUUUAAAUUUGAAUUUGGAGGAUGAAAGCGAUCUGCUGACCAGCGGUAAAGAUCCCAGCGGUCUGGCAGAGGAGACCGGCCUGGACUUGGCCUACGAGGACCUGGAGGCGAUGAAGCAGCGCCUGAUCCUACUGCGCUCUCAGAUCCUAAGCCCAAAGCCGGAUAAAUGCCAGGAUCUGAAAGUCCAUGAGGUCUUAAGCCCCGGAAGGCUGCAGCUGCAGGAACUGCGUCGCCAGAAGUUCCAGCUCAUCUGUCGGUUUCAGGAGGCACAACAGCAUCUGAAGGAUACGCGACUGGAGCUCCAGGAGCUCGAGGACUGGCGCUGCCAGCUCCAGUCCCGCAUCCUGCAGAUGAAACACCAACUUUCCCAGUUCGAGAAGUUUAGACCACAGGUCAUCCAUCAAUUUGGUCUGUGCCUCGAGCGCUGGGAGCACCAGAAGACCCACAAAAUGGACUGCGCCACUUUCCGGAAGGAAAUGCAGGCCCAAGUCCACCGGACGGAUAACUCCCGGAAGAGCGAGGUGCCACUGAAGUGCCACCAGCGCCACAGGCACCACAUCCGCAUGGAGCUGAUCAUGUUGCGGGUCUUCGUUCACAAUCUCUUCGAGGCGAUGGUCAGCGACUUUCGGUUCUUCUGCCGCCAGCUGAGCAUCAACUUUACCCGUGAACCCGAUGACAGACCUUCCCCCGAACCUACCGAUACCCCGAACAACUCGUUCUGCUCUUUCGACACAGAAAGCCGCGAAUAAAUUGGGCUUCCAGCAGUUAUUGCCUUAAUUUA